This is a messenger RNA of Xenopus laevis (African clawed frog), 3287 nucleotides long. RefSeq names its product trafficking regulator and scaffold protein tamalin S homeolog (gene tamalin.S). The transcript has 8 exons. Gene Ontology annotation, cellular component: perinuclear region of cytoplasm; glutamatergic synapse; plasma membrane. Gene Ontology annotation, biological process: signal transduction. The record is from RefSeq and is a predicted model, not a curated record. NCBI's taxonomy places the organism in Eukaryota, Metazoa, Chordata, Amphibia, Anura, Pipidae. The coding region runs from base 129 to 1187 and encodes 352 amino acids.
GAAGGGGUGUGGGCUCGUGUCCUGACUCCGCCCCUGAGAGCUGAUAUAUACCCCCAAGCACCGAGCCGCAACCCCGUAGUCAAUAGAGGAACGAGCAGUGCCAGGAGUGUGUUUAUGGUGGGAUCGCAAUGACUUUCAGGCGCCUGAGGAAGCUGCAUCAUAAGGAGGAAUAUGCAUCUCCUCCGGACCGGGCGGUGUACAGAGACCGGGACAAGCUGGAUCCUUACAGCGCCCUCAGCAGCUACAAACAGGCCGAUAUGUACAAGGCUCUGGCGGUGUCCGGGGGAACCCUGCCCAGGACUAAGAAGGGCUCUUCAGCAGGCUGGAAGAACGUCGGCCAGUCAUCGGAGUACCAAAGGAAAAUACUUACCCUGCAAAAAGAAGACUCUGAGUCCUUUGGAUUUGAAAUUCAGACAUAUGGUCUGCACCACCAAGACAAGAACGCUGUGGAAAUGUUUACCUUUGUAUGCCGGGUACAGGAAGGAAGUCCCGCUCAGCUGUGCGGUCUCAAAGUUGGUGAUAUAAUUGCUGGAGUAAAUGGUCUCAACACGGAUGGAGUUAGGCACAGAGAUAUUGUAGAGCUGAUUAAGGCUUCUGGAAACACAAUAAGGCUGGAGACUGUUUAUGGAUCCGCAAUCAGAAAGGCUGAGCUGGAGGCUCGAAUACAAUAUUUAAAGCAAACCUUGUAUGAGAAGUGGGAAGAAUACCGUUCGCUCAUGGUGCAAGAGCAGAGACUGCUGCAUGGCAUAGUUGUGAAAGACCCGAGUGUGUACGACACCCUUGAAUCUGUGAGAUCUUAUAUCUAUGGGACAGUCAACAUGUGCAGCAAAGACCCUCUCAUUGGGUCAUUGGCUGCUGGAAGUAUGUGUAGCAGUGCAAGUUGCCUUAGCACCACCGAGGACAAUGAGGAUGCCAUAUAUCACACUUGCUACUUCAGCUCAGCCUCCACAGAUGAAUUAAACAGCCUUCCAGGCAAAAGUAACAGCAAUGGCAAGCCUUAUAAGUCUACGCUGACGCGCAGCUCCAGUGUAAAGUGUCCGGGCCCCGUUACAAAUUGGGACAAACCAAAGGAGCAGAGUAACUUUGUGUCUCUGCCCAGGAAAAAACACAAAAGUUUUCGAACAAGACUCUUGAAAUUCAUUCCUGGACUUAACCGAAAUUUAGAAGAGGAGGCCAGCCCUCUUUAAUACACCCCCUUUCUUUGUAUAAGAAGUUAAAUUAUUUAUUUAUUGUCCUAUUUCUGGAGAAAAGUGAGAGCUUUGUGUUGACUUUUCUGUUAGACUUAACUGUACAACUUUAUAGCUUCGGCAUUUGUUUUUCAUUAAAAUGUUUGGCAAAGCAAGAGCUGCCAAACUCCAGGUUUUUCUAUGAAAAAUGCUGUUUAUUCCAUUGAUUUUCAGUGUUCAAAAGGAUGUUGGAGCCAUAUUCCUGCCAGCAGAAAGCCCCUUUACAUUGUAAAAGGUUUCACUGCAAGUCACUGCAGUGCAUAAGGGCAAAAGCUAUGGCAUGAAUCAUUUUUAUGUAAAGCUUUUUGUACUGACUCUCAGGCUAAAUGUAACUCAGGAGAAAAAUCAACAAAAAUUGAGUGCAGCAAUGUCAUGUAUGCAGAAGAAAUAAUGGAAGAAUACCCCUUGUCCGUUCCCAAAAUACUAAGCUAUCCUAUUUCUAGAUUAACUCCAGGCCUCUGGCAUUUGGUUCAUAUUCAGAAAAGGACUUCAGAGGGGGUCAAAAAGCUCAAUAGCUGGUGACCCCACUUGUAAUUAAGCAGAGUUGAACAGUCCUGCACUAGGAAGAUCUACAUGUUAGAAUGUUGAGAGCUGGUUUUAGGGUGAGGUGAAAAGCCCCUUUGAGGAGAAGUCUGGAUAAAAGUGCUGGUGCACUUACCAGUUCCAAUACUGUUAUAGAGGGGGUAAUUGUGACACAAAUUUGCUCAUAUUUGAUGAAAUCAAAGUUGCUAAGUGUGGUAGCCAGGUUUACUCCUGCACACCUUAUUUAUCCUAAUAGCCAGGUAGUUUUUAUUUUUUCUACCAAAAAGUGGCAACAGCCUAUGCAGUGUUAACCUGACCAAAAAACCAUUGUCUGCUUUAGAUAUCCAUGCAUUUGAUUAUUUCUCCACAACAAGCUCAAAAGAAUAAUAAAAAAUAAAUCGGAGUGAGGUUGCCCAGCCAGUGGGUCUUUCAGCAGCUGAUGGAGUCCCACUUGCAGCUUGAUUGGGAGUUGUAGCUCAGCAGCUGUCAGGAACACCAGCUCCACAGCAGUUCCAGGCUUAUUUGCAGCUUGUUUCCCAGCUAGUCGUGCACACAUGGUGUUCUUACCCUUUUCAUAUGUCCACUGAUGUGAUUGGCGCUACCAUACACUGUUUCACUAAAAUGCCUUAAGAUCUAUAAAAUAUACUGUGUGUGCCAUCAGGGACGGAGCUAAAGCAUUUGCUGUCAGUAAAAAAAAUGAUUUCCUCCUCUUGUGGGGCUUAUUAACCAUGGAUUGGACUUGUUAUAAAUCAGCUUUAUGAUUCCAGUUUUACCGCGGAGUCUAGUAUAUGUAUUUGUUUCAGGGAUACUUGAUCCUUUCAAUACUGAGACUUGCUACACGCUUGCACCUCAUUUCGUUCAUUUCUUUUGUAAAGCUGACAGUGAAGAGGUUAAGGCCACCCAAUGAAACUUUCCAUCAUUCCUUGAUAGCAAGCUGUGGGCUGCCAGCGUGGGAGGAAUGUCUGUCCUUGCAUGUGUACAUGUAGCUAUUACAAAUCUCCUUUGACACAGUACAAUAUGGCAGUCAGUCAGCAGCAUCACAAGCAGCAUGUGCAGGACAAAUGUUACUGUACAGAAAGGCCCCACAGCAUCUCCAACCACAAGAAUCACAUUCCAACAUCCAAAGAAAAUCUACAGCUGGGACAAACUAUGCACAGAAGUGAGGGGAGAGCAGGAGGCAUGCACAAACAAGGCAGAUUUAGUUCUCUUAGAGCGACACUUCACAAUCUGUGGGGCAGGCCCCCUAAUAAUAAUGUUAUAAAGAGAAGUCAGUGGAGCUCAUUGACAGGCUGAAGGCUGUAAAUAUAUUCUGGAGGCCUGUGUCUGGCCCUGGAGCUUCAUACUAGACAGCCCUGACUUCAUCUGUAUGUUUAAUGUAUCUUUACUAAAACCGAAUGAAAGACGCAUACUAAACUAAAAUGUUUUCUCUGUAUAUGCUGGUGUCCAUUUCCCAUAUGCUUGAGCUGUGCCUCCCAAAACUUGUGUGAUUUUACAUUGUUACAGACCUGUACAUCUGACAAUAAAAAUGUUGUGUUGUCA